Molecule: messenger RNA, 1222 nt
Organism: Annulohypoxylon maeteangense
Lineage: Eukaryota; Fungi; Ascomycota; Sordariomycetes; Xylariales; Hypoxylaceae
Exons: 2
Coding region: 270-1091 (273 amino acids)
Biological process (GO): fungal-type cell wall organization
Cellular component (GO): fungal-type cell wall
Molecular function (GO): structural constituent of cell wall
Source: RefSeq, a predicted model, not a curated record
UCGGGCAUUGCCUGUCUAAUUACAGAUUCUCCCGAGUUAAGCCCAUGCCCUUUGUUCUCAUCCAUCCCCUAUGUCCUUUUAAGACGGCUGAUCUCCCCUCCUAUAGCUCGACUUUUUUAUCUUAUAUUCACUACCUUAAUAUUCACUCUCAUACACUCGUCGUUCGUUAACUUCUGCGUCUGUCACUCGCUCACAAGAUAAUCAUCACCUUACAGACUUUUAUCUUUACACUUAUUUAAUCAAAUCAGCCGCAACCACCAUCCACCAAAAUGUACCACAAGACUGCCGCCCUCUCUGGCCUCGUUGCCGUCACCGGUGUCAUGGCCAACAGCGAAGGAUACAGCACCAGCGCUCCUAGCGUAUCUGUCUACGCAACCUCCACUUCGGCGUACGAGAUGUCCACCUACGCAAGCUCCUACGCGACCUCCUACGCGACCUCUGAGGCGACCACCUACUCGACUUCGCACUCGAAGGCCUCGUACCCGAGCUCGCACUCGGCCUCGUACCCAGUCUCGCACGUCUCGUACCCGGUUAACACCACGACGCCCACCACCUCCGUCUGGCAGUACUACAACACCACCGUGCCCACCACGGUCGUCGUCCCCGUGCUCACCACCGUCUGCCCCGAGGCCACCACCCUCACCUACAGCGGCGUCCACUACACCGCCACCAAGGGCCAAACCAUCACCAUCACUAACUGCCCCUGCACCAUGACCACUUCCGUCCCAACCAUGACCUCCUCCCUCUGUCCCCCAGGCGUGACCCCCACCGUCGUCGUCCCAGGCAUGCCCGCCGGCACAACCGUCACCUACGGCGCCUCCGUCCCCGUCCCCGUCGUCCCCGGUUCCUCCGCCACCGUCGUCGUCCCCGGCACCGUCGCCCCCGGUACCCCAGCCCAGAACACGGUCCCCGCUGGCGCUGCCCCCGCUGUCUCCACUACGUACGCUGGUGUCCCGACUUCUGCUAGUGUCAGCGCUGUGCACACCGCUACGUCGUCCCCGAAUGCCGUCGAGGUCAGUGCUGCGGAGCGCGGGGUUAGGGGCGUUGGGUUCGCGCUUGUCGCGGUGGUUCUGGGUGCGCUUGCUUUGUAAGAAGCUAUUUGCGCUUUCUGAGUUGAGUUGAGGGAGUGUGAACGUGGGGAGGUCGUGUUGUCAAUUUGGAUACCGCAGAAAAGGGGAAAGGGGACGCAGAUGAUAAUGUCUAUUUAGAGUCCUGCUGCUGU